AGUUCUUUAGCAGUUGGAUUUCACUGUCGCUUAGCUUCUGCAAGUUAAUCGCUGAAUAGACAUUAGUUGUACGUUAAAACACUUCCGACUGUUCAAUAUCUAUGCAGGACGCGUCAGAGGCGAUGGCAAAACUUUUCUAAAUCAACAAUAGAUCAAGCAACAAGAUCAAAUAGCACGCGAUCGUGGCAAAAAGCUACUACUACCAAUGAUGUACGCGCAAGAAGCAUUUAUAAUAGGUUUAUUCUGAUAUAAUAUACUGAUCGUAGAGUUUCUAAGACCGCGCUAAAGUCAGCUCUCAUUAGAUGAAUAUUAUCCCGCUGAUCAAACUCGAAAAGGUUUGAUGACACUUCAAAGCGCCAAUGAAUUAGGAAUUUUCCGAACAUUGCCCUUAACGUUGGCAAAAAGGAAUGCCACCUUCCUAAUCGAAUGGUGCACUGCGUCUGGAGAAACGUUGCUGCAAACAGCAGUGCUCCACCACCAGCUUGAAGCAGACAAUUACUGCUAUAUCAUAGCGCCUCACCGCAAACGAAGCUUUCAGAAAAAACGAAUUUGCGAGCGGUAACGGCCCCGAUACAUAAUCCAGCAGCACGAAAGUUAAACUUCGGUACAGUCGCCUGCUCGACACUGCUGAAGCUACACCGAUACAUUACGCCUGUGGUGUAUGACAACUUGACAU
Messenger RNA from Plasmopara halstedii, 676 nucleotides. RefSeq lists its product as uncharacterized. The record is from RefSeq and is a predicted model, not a curated record. Bases 341 to 562 code for a protein of 73 amino acids. The transcript has a single exon. Lineage: Eukaryota; Oomycota; Peronosporomycetes; Peronosporales; Peronosporaceae.